Molecule: messenger RNA, 2526 nt
Organism: Ylistrum balloti
Lineage: Eukaryota; Metazoa; Mollusca; Bivalvia; Pectinida; Pectinidae
Exons: 4
Coding region: 1-2157 (718 amino acids)
Molecular function (GO): GTP binding
Source: RefSeq, a predicted model, not a curated record
AUGGAAACUCGGGAGGUUUUAAUGUGGAAGGAAGCUAGAUUUCACGGGAAAACCUCAUGUGGUCGUGCAGCUUCCGGAUACAAUUGGGAAUGCAGCCGCUGUAAAUGUGUAAAUGGUGGGCGUGACGACAAGUGUAACGAAUGUGGCCUACACAGAUUUGGCGACAGGCGCAAUCAACCCCGGAAGUCUUCAUGUGGUCGGCGGGGCGGCAGUGGUGUGAAGUAUGACUGGGACAGCGUGUCCCAGAGGCAGACAUCUACAACGGAAUUUGAUGAUCCUUCAGAAAGGAAAUGCGUAGCACGUAGAAGACAUGACCAGGUCUGCCCCCCAGGGCCAACACGGACGGACAGGAACACGUGUCAAAGAUCCCUUUCACCAACUGACAGAAAGUAUCAGACUCCAGCUUCUGGCAGAACACGUGACAAGCCUUUAACACACGACUCCGUCUACAACAUGCGAAGAGGUUCGGAAGACUCCAUAAGAUCCCGUGAUUCUGAGACACUCUCUCGGUCAUCAAGAUCAUCGAAUGACUCGCCUCCAGGUCCAGGAAACCCUUCCUACCCAAGAUCAGGAAACCCUUCCUACCCAAGAUCAGGAAACCCUCCCUACCCAAGAUCAGGAAACCCUUCCUACCCAAGAUCAGGAAGCCCUCCCUACCCAAGAUCAGGAAACCCUUCCUACCCAAGAUCAGGAAGCCCUCCCUACCCAAGAUCAGGAAACCCUUCCUACCCAAGAUCAGGAAGCCCUCCCUACCCAAGAUCAGGAAACCCUUCCUACCCAAGAUCAGGAAGCCCUCCCUACCCAAGAUCAGGAAACCCUCCCUACCCAAGAUCAGGAAGCCCUUCCUACCCAAGAUCAGGAAACCCUUCCUACCCAAGAUCAGGAAACGGCCGAAAACCGGUUUGGGAUGACUGUGUGGACAGUAACGAGCGACGACUGGUUCUGCUGGGAAAGACUGGGUGCGGGAAAAGUGCUACCGGUAACACUAUUUUGAGUGGCGACUUUUUUCGUUCAAAAGUCUCUGGGGUAUCCGUCACACGAUCUUGUCGUCGAGGCGUGACCCAGAGGAAUGGUAGGGAGAUUCACGUGGUUGACACACCAGGCGUGUUUGACACUGACGUUGAUAACGAAACAACGACCCAAGAAAUCGUCAAGUGUAUCGGGAUGACGGCACCGGGCCCCCACGCUUUUAUUGUAGUCGUCAGCGUCGGACGCUUCACGGCGGAGGAGCGAGACUCGGUGGAACAUUUUAUCAACCAUUUUGGCAAAUCGGUCCAGAAAUAUAUGAUAGUUUUGUUUACAAGAAUGGAUGCUCUUCAUGAUGAGAACCUAACGCUAGAUGACCAUCUGAAAGGAAUCCCUUCUUCACUGGCCAGCGUCCUAGAGCGAUGUGGUGGGCGAUGUAUCGGAUUUAACAACAAAGGGAACGAACGAGAGACGUCACGCCAAGUUGACGAACUGAUGGAAAUGGUAGAAGUUCUUUUUAAGACCAACCAUGGUCGCUUCUACACAAACAACAUGUACAUGGAGGCAGAAAAUGUGAUCCGAAUAAGAGAAGCGGAACUAAGGAGCGUGGCGGUCGAGCAGAAACAUCGCGACAUGGAGGAAAUCAAGGGCGACAACGAAACCCGCUACAAAAGGCUGAUUGAGAAAUACGAAAACGAGCAGCGGGAGUUGGAGAAAACACUUCUUGAGGCUGAAUCUAAAAACCACUCCGACGGUCCAGACGGGCGAAUACGAGCAGACGAAAUUGGUACAGAAAUCCAUGCCAUUCGUACUCGGAUAGAUCAGGACAGACGCGCCGGUCGUAAGGUCAACCCACGACUAGAAGACAAGUUAUCGUCCCUGGAGAAGGAACGUAAUAGCAUCGUCCGCAUGCAAGAUAAUGUUGUCAAGAUGCGAUCAGACAUAAAAUCACUACGCGAACAGGUAGAGAGUAUGAAAAGGAAGGUGUUGAGUACGAAACGAGAACAGAAUGACGAUAAAGAAAGACGACUGCGGGAACUCGAGAAAAAGUACGCUGCCACCGAGAACGUGACGAGGGAAAUAGUACGUAAAGAAGUGGAAAAGGGAGAGACAAACUUCGGCGAUCAGCUGCUCGCCACAGUGAUUGGUAUAGGCAAGGCUGUCUGGAAAGGCCUAACUAAAUUCUUCUAGACUUUUUAAACCCUCAAAGAACCGAGAUAGGUCCCACCGACAAGUCAGGUCCCAUUAUACUGGGCAAGUCAUAUAAACCCCUUCUAGACAGAUCACAAAAAUCUUAUCACGUCAGAUUACACCAAACUCUUCUACAUAUAUCACACAUACCUUGUUUUUUAGCCUGGUGCCACAUAAACCCAUUUUAGAUACAUUCCACUAAAUAUUUUGACAGAUCACACAAACCUUAUUAAAUCAGACAUCACACAAUACUUUUCAGAGAGAUCACAAAACGAUACUAAUUCAAAUACCACCAUGCAAACUGUUGUGGACAAAUUUCACAAACCCCAUAAAUUCAGAUCAUAUGAAAAUUAAUUAAAGCCUAGCUAG